ACAAGACCAUCAACGAAAGGACGAUAAAUAUUAGGAUGAUAACUUGUUGGGUCCUAGCCGGUAUCCUCGGUGCCGUCAUACUCCUUCAUCUCCUCGUCGAGGUUCAUUAUUUCCUACGUAUGUUCCUCACGGUUUUCCUUGCGAGAUUCUGUAAAAAGAAAAUUCAUAUACUUGAUGAGGCAUCGGUCUAUGGUAUUUGUACUACGACCGACGUAGACACUCUUCUCUAUCACAUGAACAAUGCAAGAUAUUUGAGAGAAUUGGACUUUGCUCGAGCUGAUUUUUACGAGCGAACUGGUCUUUAUCGUGAAAUUUGUUCUCAAGGAUCUGGUGUCGUUCAAGGAGCAGCAACGAUACGUUAUCGGCGAUUUCUCAAGCCUUUAACUAUUUAUAAGAUAACUUCAAAGAUCAUUUAUUGGGACGAAAAAACGAUUUUUAUGGAACAUCGUUUUGUUACGCCGAGUGAUGGAUUUAUCCGAGCUAUAGCUAUCUGCAGGCAAAGACUUUUAGACUGCAGUGCAGAGACGGUUAUGGGUACUCUCGUUGAUCGAGGUGUUAAACAAAAUGGUAACGUCGAGGCAGGUGUUACACAGAUAACUCACGUGAGGCCAGAGAUACCACCAGAAGUAGCAAGAUGGUUAGAAAGUAAUGAAAUUUCCUCUGCGAUUCUUCGACAAUCAAUUAUACCUACAAUGAAUACUACAACAACAGCAACCACGACGACAAUGACGACAACAACAACAACGACAACAACAACAACACCUUCGAAUUGCUGACAAAACGAGAACGCGACAAAUGGUGUCGCAGAAACGACGAUCUACGUAACUACUACCGUCUAAAUAUACAAUACGCGAGAACGUGAAAAGCACCGUGUUUAUAUGUAUGUUCAUUCAGAAUAAUAUUUCCAAGUGCACCGAUCAUUCUUUAUUUGUUGAUAAUUUAGAGAAGAUCUGAGAUUCUUCCUUUAUGUAUAUAUAUAUAUAUAUCUUCCUAUAUAUAUAUAUAUCUCCCUAUAUAUAUAUAUAUCUUCCUAUAUAUAUAUAUAUAUUUCUCAUACGAUUUUUUGUUCCAUAUAAAUGUAUUAUAUACAAUAUCACUUAUGUAUAUGUAUAUGUAGAAAAAAAUAUAACAACGCGGUGCUUUUAAGAUGACUGCUCAGGGCUAUUAUUUGAUGACCGAGAACAAAUAUUUACACGUAGACAUCUAACAAUAAGAUUUAUUCUUAUCGUCGCUUCAAGUUUUAAAAAAAUGUAAAAAAAGAAAGAUACAUUUCGCGAUAUGAAUUAGCAAGGGGGAAAGAA
Vespa mandarinia (Asian giant hornet) is the source of this 1301-nucleotide messenger RNA. RefSeq names its product protein THEM6. NCBI's taxonomy places the organism in Eukaryota, Metazoa, Arthropoda, Insecta, Hymenoptera, Vespidae. The record is from RefSeq and is a predicted model, not a curated record.